AAUAUUAUUUUAUGGUACCUAUUUGUUGUGAUGCAGAUAAUGGUAUAUCUGCAAUAUGUGGUACAAUUAGUUUUGCCAACGCAGUGCUGGGCUUAACUGUGAUUAAUUUUAUACAUAUUUUAUAUUGUAGGUACAUACAUAUAAUGCGCUUGUCUUGAUAACUUGGAGGCUACACAAUAUAAAUUUAAGCCUGUCCAUUUUUGGAAAUCACGACAAACCCUCCAGUUGCACUUCACUUGGAUCAACAUUUUCGAGUAACCUUAUUAAGUGAGUCCAAAUGGGGAUGGCAAAUUUUGAAAAUUUAACACAAGAAAUGAUACAAUGCUUUAAGUGUGAAAACUGUGAAGAGAUAUUACAGCCUCCGAUAUCUAUUUGUGCCGAGGGAACAAUUAUCUGCGGACCUUGUUCGGAACUGAAGCAAUGCAAGGAACAAGUGAUUGCCAAUUGUUCUAUACUAGAAAACAUUGGGAAACUUUUAACAUUUCCUUGUACGUACAGUAGCAUAGGUUGUCCAGUACAACUUCAAGUACACAACGUUUCAAAACACGAAAGCAGAUGCCCAUUUCAACAGUUUCAAUGUCCGAUUUGUUUGGACAGUGACAAACGUUGGACCGGCACAGCAAAGAACAUGGGUCUCCAUGUCAUUAGUGUUCAUUCAAGCGCAAUAGUAGGAAACAGAACAAGAUGUCUCUUAGAGCUUGGUAAAACAACAGAAUUUUUUUUCCAUAAGGGAGAAGUGUUUGCACUUAUUUGGGAAUACAACCCUACUGACUUAGACAUGCUGUGGUGUGCGGUGAAAUCAUUUGGAAUUUCUGACGACAUCCAACGAUCUUACUUUAAGUUGAAAUUGAAGUUUCAGAAUAGUGAAGAGUACUGCGAAAAAAAUCAAAUCGAACCGGCUAUUAAUUGGAAAGUUGACCCAAAUACUGCUAUUAAAAUCAGCAUACCAGUUCUUAGAGCAAAACUACAACUUAAAAGUAAAAUCGAGGGUAAAACAAUAUUCGGGACCACUAUAGAGAUAUUCACAAGGAAACCUCUGUUUUACGGUAGUAGUCAUGAAGGUUUUUUACGUGACAUCAUAUGCCUGGUUUGCUACGAUUAUAUGAAUGAAACCAUUUUUCAGUGUAUUAUAGGUCAUAGCUUUUGUGGUAAUUGUAAACCAAAGUUAAAUCAUUGUCCAUUUUGCAGGUCCAAAAUUGACAAUAGAAAUUAUAAGCUAGAAUAUAUAUCGAAAAAAAUUUGCCAUAGAUGUUUAUAUUCAGAUGAAGGUUGUAUGUUCUCCUCUUCGUUAAGCAAGGUACUUCUUCAUGAAAAAACUUGUAAAUAUGCAGAAGUUGGUUGCCCAUUAAAAUCUUUCAUUACAAAGUGCAAGUGGAGGGGUAGAUUAUAUCAGAUAUAUUUGCAUGCAUUGGAUGACCACGGUAUACAAUUUUAAGUAAUUAUACCUGUGUGAAUGUUUUAUGUUUGUUCACUAUAAUGACUAUUUGUUAAAUAUCAAGCUUAAUUUUUGUGUUACAUAGUUAUUUAAUUUGUACUUUAUAUUUACUUAAAAUAAAAACUAUUAAUUA
This is a messenger RNA of Photinus pyralis (common eastern firefly), 1568 nucleotides long. RefSeq lists its product as uncharacterized. NCBI's taxonomy places the organism in Eukaryota, Metazoa, Arthropoda, Insecta, Coleoptera, Lampyridae. Gene Ontology annotation, molecular function: zinc ion binding; ubiquitin conjugating enzyme binding; ubiquitin protein ligase activity. The coding region runs from base 278 to 1435 and encodes 385 amino acids. The transcript is spliced from 3 exons. Gene Ontology annotation, biological process: multicellular organism development; proteasome-mediated ubiquitin-dependent protein catabolic process. The record is from RefSeq and is a predicted model, not a curated record. Gene Ontology annotation, cellular component: cytoplasm.